AUGACGUCAUUCAUAUAUGAUGGACGCUUGGUAACACUCAACACACAUUCACUCUUGUAUGUGUAUGUGAGUCAGUUAUUGCGAGACAUAAAGCAUAUCGCAUCAAGAAACAAUGAAUCCGUAUCGACAUUGAAUCCGUAUCGAAACAAAGGAACCUUGGGUGGAAAGGCCAAAAAGCACAAAUGCAAACGAAAGCAAAAAAAAGUGGAAAUCAAACAAGAGCCGGAUAUAAGGCAAGAGCCAAGUGACGGCGCUUAUUUGAUUCAACACAUGCCGUCAUCGCCCCAAACCACAACGAAUGCAAUCAUCAAAUCGGAAAGCGAGAGCGAUAGUGAGCUUGAUAUGGAAAGUAAGAGGAGUUAUAUAAAGAAAGAGGUCAAAAGCGAAGACGAGUGUUCGAAGAAGGAAUGUGACGCUGCUAAGGAUGGACAUGGAAUGACAAAUGAUGACCAGGUUGGUGAAAGCUCAAGUGCUUCAAAACGAAAUUUGAAUGGUGAUCAGUACAAAAAACGACAAACAAAACGAAAGAAGUCAAAAGGCGCAAAGAAUGGCAGCGUGGCUAAAACUUCAAAAUCAUCGAAGCAUCAGAAGAAGCACAAAUGCAAUUUCUGUCACUAUGUUGCAUCGAAAAAAUCAAAUCUAACACAUCAUAUUCGCAGCCACACCGGUGAAAAGCCGUUCGCAUGUGAAAUAUGUGGUAAGGCUUUUACACGAAAGGAUCAUUUAAAUAGGCAUAAGAAAAUCCAUGCACCAAAACUUCCAUUCUGUUGUUUAAAGUGUCAAUUUUUUUUUUUUUGAUCUCAUUUCAAAAUCAAUUCAUACAAACGUUGCUUAGCAGCAAAUUAUCAA
Contarinia nasturtii (swede midge) is the source of this 849-nucleotide messenger RNA. Its product is annotated as zinc finger and BTB domain-containing protein 24-like. The coding region runs from base 1 to 798 and encodes 265 amino acids. The transcript has 2 exons. Gene Ontology annotation, biological process: regulation of transcription by RNA polymerase II; embryonic pattern specification; embryonic hindgut morphogenesis. Lineage: Eukaryota; Metazoa; Arthropoda; Insecta; Diptera; Cecidomyiidae. Gene Ontology annotation, molecular function: DNA-binding transcription factor activity, RNA polymerase II-specific; RNA polymerase II transcription regulatory region sequence-specific DNA binding. Gene Ontology annotation, cellular component: nucleus. The record is from RefSeq and is a predicted model, not a curated record.